AAGGUGAGCUUGUGUCGCGCCUAUACGAGAAGGCAUUCCGACUUUUUGUUGACUCCUUUGUUGCACCAUUUUGAGCCGACUGAAUAAUCAAAAAUGGUGAAGGAAGAAAAGGAAAUAGCCAACCGGCCUGACAACACAGCCUUCACCCAGCAGAGGCUUCCUGCAUGGCAGCCCAUGCUCUCCGCUGGCAUUGUCAUCCCAGGGUUUGUCCUCAUCGGCCUGGCAUUCAUUGGCAUUGGUGUUGCUCUCUUUGUCACUUCAAGAAGCAUCACGGUUUUGGAGAUCGACUACACUGGUAUUGAAAAAGAUUCACCAUGCUACAAGUGCUCAGACUCAGAUGCCAAGAACUGUGUGUGCAACCUGGUCUUCUCCAUUGACAGUCUCUUUGAGGGACCCGUGUUCUUUUAUUAUGGUUUGUCAAACUACUUCCAGAAUUACAGAAAGUAUGCUGCGUCCAGAGAUGAUGAACAGCUGUCUGGGGACUUGGAUGCCUUUACCGCUCCCAGUGACAGCUGUUCACCCUAUAAUUAUAACAGCAACGAUAAGCCAAUUGUACCCUGUGGAGCAAUCGCAAACAGCAUGUUCAAUGACACUUUCGUGCUGUAUAGGGUCGUCAAUGGUGCAAAGCAGCUGGUGCCCUUGGAUGGAAAAGGGAUUGCUUGGUGGACAGACUACAACGUCAAGUUCCGAAACCCCAGUGUGACACCUCUGAAGAAUGCAUUCAACAACACUGUUAAACCCAUAUUUUGGCCCAAGCCCGCUUACCAGUUGGACACCUCAGACCCUGCUAACAACGGCUUCAUCAAUCAAGAUUUCCUGGUGUGGAUGAGGAGAGCCGCCCUGCCAGAUUUCAGAAAGCUGUAUCGACGAAUCACCGACGGGGACUAUGCAAAGGGUCUCCCAGCUGGAAACUACUCUCUUACAAUCGCGUACAACUAUCCCGUUGUGAGCUUCGAUGGGAGAAAGAAGGUGGUGUUCAGCAACGUGUCCUGGAUGGGUGGAAAGAAUGAGUUCCUCGGCAUUGCCUACCUUGUUGUUGGUUCAUUAUGCGUCUUGAUGUCCAUGGUCAUGCUCAUUGUCUAUGCUAAAUUCAAGUUUCCUGAGGAAGACUGAGUGCCUGGUGGGUGCAAUGGUUUGUCUUCUUAAUCAAAAUGUUUCCCUUUUUACUCAAUGGGUCGAUUAAAGUACAGUGCAAUGCUCACACAAAAGUUGGAGCGUAACCCUCCCCCCCCCCUGAGCAUGCAAGUCUGUUGACACUUUUUUUGAGGCAAGCCUUGACACUGGAGUUUCCCAGCGACUUCAAGACAUAAUGAUAUCCAAUAUGGUUAUGUUGUGUAUAUAUUGAUAUUAAGUUAAAAAACAAUGCAAAGUCAGCUAGCCUUCAUUAAAAGUAGAACAGCUGAAAGGGGUGGGUUUUUCGUCGUUAAUUAAUGAGCUGCCUCCUCAUCUUAGGUCAGUAACAAUAUAUUAAAGCCAUAAACUGUUUGAUAAGCCAUAUGAUACAGACAAUAAUUUAUAAUUGAUUUUGUGAGAGCUGUGACGUUUAGCUUAGCAAUAGUGCUGUUAAUUGUGGGAAUAUUAACUCAGGUAUCUGGUGCACAGGCAUGCAAGCCCAUGUUUUAACUCUUAAUGUGGUUCUAAGAUUUUACUUUAUGUUUAUAUUUAUUUAAUAAAAUGUCUUUUUAAAACAA
Molecule: messenger RNA, 1691 nt
Organism: Notothenia coriiceps (black rockcod)
Lineage: Eukaryota; Metazoa; Chordata; Actinopteri; Perciformes; Nototheniidae
Gene: tmem30b
Product: transmembrane protein 30B
Exons: 8
Coding region: 94-1113 (339 amino acids)
Biological process (GO): phospholipid translocation
Cellular component (GO): endoplasmic reticulum; Golgi apparatus; plasma membrane
Source: RefSeq, a predicted model, not a curated record